This is a messenger RNA of Suillus paluster, 774 nucleotides long. RefSeq lists its product as uncharacterized. The record is from RefSeq and is a predicted model, not a curated record. NCBI's taxonomy places the organism in Eukaryota, Fungi, Basidiomycota, Agaricomycetes, Boletales, Suillaceae. The coding region runs from base 1 to 774 and encodes 257 amino acids. The transcript is spliced from 7 exons.
AUGCCACCCUCUCUCUUGCUCUUGUCAGAUACCAAGGAGAAUAUCAAUUCACUGCAGGAACCUCAAGAGCAGGCUGUCAGCACUAGGAAGAUUCCACAGAAUGCAAAGUGGAUUUCGGGAGAUGAUGCAACACUCCUUGACUCUCUCAAGACUUUUGCUGAUAGAAACUUGGCUGAUAAUGGCACCUUCAAGUCUGCAGCAAAGGCCCUCAAAGACAGCCACAAAACCAGUGGGGGUGCUCUGAAAACUGUGAAAAGUUGCUCAUGUCGUUGGGCCACUACAAGGAAGAUUGUCAUUGCCAGUGACAAAGUGUGGGAUGAUUACCUCGAGGCCCAUCCUGAAGCCAAGACGAGCCCUCCAUGGCCAAGCACACUUCUCCUUGAUGACGAAAAUGAUGUCUUCAUAGGUGAGGAUGCACUUGGAGGGAAUCACGAGUCUGAAUCAGCUGAUGAGAAAGUGUUGACACCUAUUUCUCACACUCCACGUGUUCCGAAACACGGACAUGCUCCUUCAGUAUCACCAGCUUCAACCGGAGUCCAUAAAAAAUGUUCCAAUGCAAAGCUGACUGGUCCAGCAGCAAUUCUCGGAGUAGCUGAUGCUCUCGAGUCUGUUGCUACGUUGUUCACUGCUCCUACUAGUUUUCUUGAUGAUGCUGUUUGUGCUGAUGCAUCCUUAUCUUCUGAUGAAUGUGCCAAGGUUGUUGCUCUAUUUACCAAGGAUGUAUAUGUCCCUCUCCAUUCUAUGUACAUUCAUCUUGAACUCAGAAAAAUAUAG